Olea europaea var. sylvestris is the source of this 1182-nucleotide messenger RNA. RefSeq names its product polygalacturonase. Gene Ontology annotation, biological process: carbohydrate metabolic process. The coding region runs from base 1 to 1182 and encodes 393 amino acids. The transcript is spliced from 3 exons. The record is from RefSeq and is a predicted model, not a curated record. NCBI's taxonomy places the organism in Eukaryota, Viridiplantae, Streptophyta, Magnoliopsida, Lamiales, Oleaceae. Gene Ontology annotation, molecular function: polygalacturonase activity.
AUGGCUGAUUACAUGGUUUAUUGGCUUGUGUUACUUUUGGUUGCAACCUCCAUGUGCACUACAGAAGCAGCUGCAACCACAUAUAAUGUCAUCACAUUUGGUGCUAAAUCGGAUGGUGAAACUGAUGCCUCUCAGCCAUUCCUCAAGGCAUGGGCAUCGGCAUGUAGAUCGUUUCAACAGUCGAAAAUUUACGUCCCUAAAGGACGUUACUUGCUAAAACAAGUCACGUUUACCGGACCGUGUAGGAACCAAAUCAAAGUUCAAAUUGACGGUACUCUAGUUGCUCCGGAUAAUUACCGUGUUAUUGGUAAUUCAAACUACUGGAUAUUGUUCAUUCUGAUUAACAACAUUUCAAUCAUUGGUGGAACUCUCGAUGCCAAAGGAGCCGGUUUUUGGGCAUGUAGAAGAUCAGGAAAGAACUGCCCUGUUGGAGCUAAUUCUAUAACAUUCAACUGGGCUAACGACGUUGUGAUAAGUGGAUUAACAUCGAUAAAUAGCCAGUUAAUGCACCUCGUAAUUAAUAGCUGCAACAACGUAAUGGUUCGUAAUGUGAGAAUUGUAGCUCCCGACUUGAGCCCUAACACGGACGGGAUUCAUGUUCAGUACUCUACUGGUGUUACAAUCACUGGCAGCAGCAUAAAAACUGGAGAUGACUGUAUAUCAAUUGGUCCUGGGACCAGAAAUUUGUGGAUGGAGAAAAUACAGUGUGGCCCUGGACAUGGUGUUAGCAUUGGCAGUCUAGGAAGGGAUUAUAAUGAAGCUGGAGUACAAAAUCUGACUUUAACCGAUUCGGUUUUCAGUGGAUCCGACAAUGGGUUACGGGUUAAAACAUGGGCGAGACCCUCAAAUGGUUUCGUUAGAGACAUUCACUAUCGAAAUAUCCUUAUGAAGAAUGUCCAUAAUCCAAUUAUUAUCGAUCAAAAUUAUUGUCCCGCCAACCAAGGUUGUCCCCACCAGGGUUCAGGAAUAAAGAUAAGUUCAAUUAACUACGAAAAUGUACAAGGAACAUCAGCAACUGAGGUGGCUAUGAUAUUUGAUUGCAGCCCUACCAAUCCAUGCACUGAUAUCUCAUUAAGAAACAUCAAAAUCAGUUUAGCUAACAGCAGAACAAAGGCUAAAUCAUAUUGCAAAAACAUUGGUGGAAGGACCAGUGGUGUCAUUUUGCCAGAUAAUUGCUUAUAA